CUGGCAGAAGCGGGAGGAGAGGUGACAGCUCCGGUUGUUAUGGUGAAGCAUUUCCCUGGAGGGGCUGGCCGUGGCAGGCAGGAGCAGCGCGCAGCCAGCAGAAGACACACUUACGCAGAGUCAACAACACAGUUGCUGCUGGAAGACGGGUGAUUGUGACGUCUGUGUCCAAUGUCAUCAUGACGACCUGUCAAAAGGUUCCCAGUCUACAAUGGUGUUAUAUAAAAAGCGCUCACAUCCUGUGUAAGCUGCAGUAGGCCUUGUGUAGACAUUACAGAUUCCAGCUACCUGUAGCCACAAUACAUUCAUUUUGGGUCCAAGUCUUGGACCAAUAUGGAUUACAAGCUCAGAGGGAACAUCUAACCUUAAAAUAAAUUGGACUCCAACAGUGGAUCUUUGACCAAGUUUCCUGCCAAUGACAUGGAGAGGACUCUGUUGCAGUCAUCACCUCGGAUGCUUUUGGUCCGGACACAUUUUUCUUACAUCUGUUUUCCUGCCAUGGUCUGAAAGAUGGGACAGAGACAUUGUGGUUGUUCUAUAUGUUGCCCCUUCCUGCAAUCAUUGAUAUAUAGGUAAUCUAAUCCCCCAACAUAGAUUUGAAUCAGAGUAUAUUUUUAGUUCCUAACAAAGACCUGUUUUGAAGUUUAGGAGACAAAUGGAUGCCUAGAAUAUGGAUUAAACACAAUUUCAGUUAAGUGAAGCACAAGUAUUUAGUGUGUGGUGGCGUUAUGGCAGCAGACCACGGCGAGUUGCUCUCGGAGAUGUCCACUGUCGGCCGUCUGAGCGCCACCGAACGCCUCAAGCACGCUCAGAGACGGCGCGUGCAGCAGCUGAAGGCUUGGGGUCAGAUGGAGAAGGAUGCAGCUCGUGGAUCUAAGGCCAAAGCGGACAAGAAGAAGGAGCGUAGCAGAAAAGUUAAAUUUCCCAGCGCCAUCACCCUUCUUGACGCAACAACACGCAAUGACGUGGAUGAGGUAAGAGAGUUGCUCAACAGUGGCGUGAGUCCAGAUCUGGUCAACGAGGAUGGACUGACUGCCCUCCAUCAGUGCUGCAUCGAUGACUAUGUGGGCGUGGUGCAGUGCCUGCUGGACGCUGGUGCCUGCGUCAACGCCUGCGACAGCGAGCUGUGGACACCACUGCAUGCUGCUGCUACCUGUGGGCAUACUGGGCUGGUGCAGCUCCUUAUUCAGGCAGGGGCCAACCUGCUGGCUGUCAAUGCGGAUGGCAACAUGCCCUAUGACCUAUGUGAGGACGAGGCCACUCUGGAGCUCCUGGAGAUGGUCAUGGCAGAACAGGGGAUAACGCAGGUGCGCAUAGAUGAAUGCAGAGGAGCUAAAGAGGCAGCCAUGCUUGCUGACAUCAGAGCUCUUGUUCAGAAUGGAGCUGACUUAAACAGUCGGGAUGAUAAUGGAGCAACACUGCUCCAUAUAGCAUCGGCUAAUGGCUACCUGUCAGUGGCUGAGCUGCUGCUGGAGCACAGGGCUCAAGUGGAGGUGAAGGACGGUGAUGGCUGGACGCCGUUACAUGCUGCCUCCUGCUGGGGACAAAUCCAAAUGGUUGAACUGCUGGUGGCCCAUGAAGCCAGCUUGGACACCAAGUCUGUCCUGGAGGAGACUCCCCUUGAUGUGUGCAUGGAUGAGGAGGUUAGAGCAAAACUGAUGGACCUCAAGCACAAACAUGACACCAUCAUGAAAAGCCAUGACCGACAGAAAGGCACCCUGCAAAGACGGGCUUCCAGUACUGGCAGCAGAGGGAAAGUUGUGCGUCGCGUCAGCGUGAACGAGCGCUCCAGCCUGUAUCGACGGGAGCACCACAAAGAGGCCAUGGUGUGGCAAGAGAGGGGUCGUCAGCACGAGCCACAAGACGACGAUGAGGACCGGCAGACUGACAACGAGCUGCACCAGCAUGUUGCUGCAGGUGGAGCCACGUCGCAUGCAGAUGAGUCAACCGUGGUUCCAAGCACUAACAGUGUUCCCAGCCUAGGCAAUGGAGGGACAUCUGCUUCUCUAUCCUCUUCUGUGCCGGGGGAGCAGUGGACCGGCGGAGGUCGCAUGGAACGCAGCGCCUCCUACCAGCUCAGCCCAGCACCUGCUCCCGUAGAGGAUGAAGGCACGGAUAAUAUGACGCGGGAAAAAUCCCACCACACACUGGCUGACCUGAAACGACAACGAGCGGCAGCCAAGCUCAAUAAGUACCCUGCGCCCCCUCCACCUUUGUCCCCACCCUUGGAGGAGGAGACUCCUGCUGCGUUGGCCCAGGCGACAAGUCCUCAGGGCCACACGGCGACACCCAGCGCUGAGUCGGCAGUGUCCCCCAGUCAGGUGUUCUUCACGCCAGCCAGUGGAGACCCUCCCCUUCUGAAACUGCGUGCCCCAGAGGAGGAGCAGUCUUCCAGCAAAGAACCUUGCUGUGGACUAAUGUAGAAGUGGGCUUCAAAAAAGAGACGGUUUCUUUGGAGCAAUUCAGCGUGUCUGUCACUUUAUGCCAAUCAGACAUGUAACAAGCGUUAUUUUUACACUUUCCUCGUCAUUUCAUAAAGAGCUGCUUCACCUAAGCCUUAGAAAAAUGCCAACAUUGCAUAUGUUGACUGAAUUGUUGCUCAUGAUUUAUUGUUAUUAUUAAGAUUAAACUAAUGAGCUUCUACUUUCUAGCACAAACGACAAUGGUACAUAAACAUUUCUAUUCAUA
Molecule: messenger RNA, 2688 nt
Organism: Entelurus aequoreus (snake pipefish)
Lineage: Eukaryota; Metazoa; Chordata; Actinopteri; Syngnathiformes; Syngnathidae
Gene: ppp1r16a
Product: protein phosphatase 1, regulatory subunit 16A
Exons: 11
Coding region: 729-2423 (564 amino acids)
Cellular component (GO): cytoplasm
Molecular function (GO): protein binding; enzyme inhibitor activity; phosphatase regulator activity
Source: RefSeq, a predicted model, not a curated record